GGGCACCGCUAUCGGAUUUGGGAGGUUCGCGGUAACGGGGACGCCCCGCUUUAUCCCCUCCGCCGUGGGGACACAGACGAGGAAGGGAGGGCUUGGUCUUGCGCUGGGAUGCGGCGCCACCCACCCCGCCUCGGAGACCCCACGGGACGAUGAACGUGCUGGCUCCGGUCCGCAGGGACCGGGUCAUCGCCGACCUGCCCUCGUGUUUUCGGAAGGAGGCCGCCCUGCAAACCCGCCCCGCCUUCCACCCCACAGUGGCCAGCGCCUGCCAGGAGCAGCGGACGGGCACUGUGGGGUUCAAGAUCUCCAAGAUCAUCGUGGUGGGCGACCUGUCGGUGGGGAAGACCUGCCUGAUCAACCGCUUUUGCAAGGACACAUUCGACAAGAACUACAAGGCAACCAUCGGAGUGGAUUUCGAGAUGGAGCGGUUUGAGGUGCUGGGGGUGCCCUUCAGCCUUCAGCUGUGGGACACGGCCGGCCAGGAGCGCUUCAAGUGCAUCGCCUCCACUUACUACCGGGGAGCACAAGCCAUUGUGAUCGUCUUCGAUGUCAAUGAUGUGGCGUCCCUGGAGCACACACGGCAGUGGUUGGCUGACGCUCUGAAGGAGAAUGACCCCUCCAACGUGAUCCUCUUCUUGGUGGGCUCCAAGAAGGAUCUGAGUACACCAGCACAAUACAGCCUGAUGGAGAAGGAUGCUCUCAAGGUGGCCCAGGAGAUGCAGGCGGAGUACUGGGCUGUCUCCUCGCUCACUGGGGAGAACGUGCGGGAUUUCUUCUUCCGUGUGGCGGCCCUGACCUUCGAGAGCAGCGUGCUGGCCGAGCUGGAGCGCAGCCACACCCGCAGGAUCGGCGACACCGGAUCAGCAGCAAUGAGAGCGACCUGUACCUGUCGACACCCCGCAAAAAACCCAAGUGCUGCCAGUGAGGGGGCACCCCCUGCACCCACCAUGCUCACACCUAUGGACCAAAGAGGGGUGACCCUGGCCGACCCCGAGGAGCCGUCCCUGCCACUCCCCAGCCCCCCUGGCCCCUUGCCUGCCCAGGCACCCCCGGCCAGGGUGGGCAGGAGCACCCAUGCGGCUCCUGUAGCUAUGCAAACCCAGGUACUGCUCGCAGGGGGAGAUGCCCUUUUGUCUUAAUAAAAUAUUUUUUAUGCUUUU
Molecule: messenger RNA, 1160 nt
Organism: Corapipo altera (White-ruffed manakin)
Lineage: Eukaryota; Metazoa; Chordata; Aves; Passeriformes; Pipridae
Gene: RAB34
Product: RAB34, member RAS oncogene family
Exons: 11
Coding region: 150-1139 (329 amino acids)
Biological process (GO): endocytosis; phagosome-lysosome fusion
Molecular function (GO): GTP binding; GTPase activity
Source: RefSeq, a predicted model, not a curated record